UAUAAAGUCACUUUUCAAGAUACGUAAUACCCGUUCCGGUGUAAAUCUAGUAGUGUUUGUAGCGUUUUGUUUUUUGUAUGCAAAUGAAUUUUUCUGAAUAAGAGAGGUUUUAGCAAGUACAAAAUGAAUCUGUAGUGUACAAAAAACCAAAACAAAAUAUGGCUCUGCCUACUGGAAUUGACGGAUCCGCCAGAAUUAUGUGUCGUUUGCGGAUAUGGGAAUUUUGAAGUAUUACUAGAUAAUCAGCUGUCAUUCUACCGUAAUGGAUACACGUGAAAAAAGACUAUAAAAACCUUAUGAAAUGGAACAAGCUCAUAAAUCUUAGCCAGCGUAAAUUCCCAUUUGGCAACAGCGCUGAUAUAAGUGACUGUCAUAGUCAUCCCGCAUUCAAAAUAUUUUGGAUAGGUAAGCUAUUUUCAUUGUAGUUGUGUUGAUUUGCAAUCAAGUAGAAUGGAAAAAGUGGUUAUUUUUGGCUCUACAGGAAACACAGGAGUAUGUGCAGUAGAGGCAGCGGUAAAGAAAGGUCUGAAUGUGAGGGCAUUUCUGAGGGAUCCCGCAAAACUACCAGACCACUUGAGAAAUAGUGUAGAAGUCGUCCAAGGCAAUGUCUUAAACUACAAAGAUGUACUAAAUGCUAUAAAGAAUGUUACAGCAGUUGUGGUUGUAUUAGGAACUCGCAAUGACUUGAAACCAUCAACAGACAUGAGUGAAGGCCUAAAAAAUAUCAUACAAGCUAUGAAAGAGCUGAGUGUUGAAAUAGUAUCCGUGUGCCUAUCUGCAUUUCUGUUCAGACAGCCUGAAGAAGUGCCAGCUAUUUUUAAAGAUAUUAAUGCUGAUCAUCAAAGGAUGUUGGAUUUAUUAAAAGCAUCAAACUUGAAAUACAUUGCAGUUUUUCCUCCUCAUAUUGCAGACGAACCUGGUACAGACUAUUGCGUGAAGCAUGAUGAGAGUCCUGGCGGGAGAGUUAUCUCAAAGUGGGAUCUGGGACGCUUCUUGGUAGACUGUUUGUCACAACCAGAACAUUAUGGGAAAGUCGUUGGUAUUUGUACCAAGCCAAAUCAGAGUUGAAGUUUCUCCACAGGUCGCAGUUUUCAAAGACUUGUAUUGGUAGUUCUUUUUUAUUUGUCGUUAAUCACCAUAUGAUAAUUCAGAGUUCAUCAAAAGUAAAGUAGCAUUUAAGAAAAAAAUAAUUUCUUGUAAUGUAGCAAAAAAGGUUAUGGUGUAAUUGUUACUAGUUAGAUAAACCAUCGGGAAAAAUUUCACUAUAGUUUGUUGAAAUUGUAUGUUGAUUGCAUCUGCUGUAUAACAUACACGAACGUUUUUUAACUUUUGAAAACAAAUGCAUGGAAUUGAUAAAGAAAAUCAUGUUUGGAUUUACAUUUCUAGACUGUUCUGUCCAAUCAUUCAGUAUAUGUUGACAAAUUAUUGUAUAGAAAUUAUAGUGUUGUCCAGAUUCCUGUGAAACAUCUCGUUAAGUUAACGAUUUUAUUUUAGCGUUUUAUAUAUUUAUAUAGAUGUUUAAUAUUAAACGAUCUAAGAAACA
This is a messenger RNA of Acanthoscelides obtectus, 1543 nucleotides long. NCBI's taxonomy places the organism in Eukaryota, Metazoa, Arthropoda, Insecta, Coleoptera, Chrysomelidae. The record is from the annotation of a GenBank genome assembly.